Messenger RNA from Anoplophora glabripennis (Asian longhorned beetle), 1603 nucleotides. It is a transcript of the gene cpa, whose product is annotated as F-actin-capping protein subunit alpha. The coding region runs from base 103 to 969 and encodes 288 amino acids. Gene Ontology annotation, molecular function: actin filament binding. Gene Ontology annotation, cellular component: actin cortical patch; F-actin capping protein complex. Gene Ontology annotation, biological process: actin cytoskeleton organization; barbed-end actin filament capping. The record is from RefSeq and is a predicted model, not a curated record. NCBI's taxonomy places the organism in Eukaryota, Metazoa, Arthropoda, Insecta, Coleoptera, Cerambycidae. The transcript has a single exon.
UAGGUUGUUGCACUUUUGACAGGGAAGUUUCGUCGCUAUGAGUCAUUACCCUGUGUGACAUCAUCAAUUGAAGUGACAAACUGCUAAAAACCCAACCUGAACAUGGCGUCCGAUGGAGAAGAUUUUAUAACCGAUCAGGAGAAAGUGCGAAUAGUGUCCGAUUUCAUUCUCCACUCACCACCGGGAGAAUUCAACGAGGUAUUUAACGAUGUGAGGAAGUUAUUAAAUAACGACGAUCUUCUAAAAGAAGGUGCUAGUGGGGCAUUCGCCCAGUACAACAAGGAUCAACUGACCCCAGUUAAAAUAGAAAAUACAGAUCAUCUGGUGCUAAUUACAGAAUACAACGACCUGGGAAACAAUAGGUUUUUCGACCCCAGAAGUAAGCAGAGCUUCAAGUACGAUCAUUUGCGAAAGGAGGCUUCCGACUACCAGCCUUACACCCCUGAUUCUGCUGCGGAGCCUUGGAGAGCAGCCUUAGAUUCGGAAUUUAAUCAGUAUACCAAGAACCAUUACAAGGACGGAGUGUGCAGUGUAGUAGGCCGAAGCCAAGGAGGCGUAAUAACACUUAAUGCUUGUAUCGAAGACCACCAGUUCCAACCAAAGAAUUUUUGGAAUGGAAGAUGGAGAUCGCAAUGGUCCGUGACAUUAAACGGAGGUUCUACUGCUGAAAUUAGAGGCGUGUUGAAAGUACAAGUUCAUUACUACGAAGAGGGCAAUGUCCAGUUAGUGAGUACUAAAGAAAUAAAGGAAUCGGUUAGCGUAUCUAGUGAGGCCCAAACAGCAAAAGAUAUAGUGCAAGUAAUCGAGGCCGCUGAGAAUUUGUACCAAACGGCCAUUUCGGAGAAUUACCAAACUAUGUCAGACACGACAUUUAAGGCUUUGAGAAGACUCCUUCCCGUCACCCGUACGAAAAUCGAUUGGAGUAAGAUUGUAUCAUAUAGCAUUGGCAAAGAACUAAAAACACAAUGAUUAUUGACUGAGUUUUAAUGUAAAGAACGGCUAUUUUCCGCCUUCUUGUUGCUUAGGAAUGUUUUGUAAAUAAUGGCCCAAUCUUGUUAAGUUUUUCGACAACAGGGAUAGCCAAAUUAGACUAAUUACAUAAGAGCGCUUCUUACAAUUACUAUUAUAUCAAAGUGUUUGAUUUCAAGAUCCCAAAUUGUCCUUCUGUCAUGAAAAUACUAUGAAAUGGGUACUCUUUAUGGUUUAUAUUCAUCAUUACAUUUAUCGCUGCUUCAUUCAUUUUUAAAUGUUGUCGUAAAAGUAUUUCUAAUGCUUUCUACUUUAUUUUUGUAAGUAUUAAUAAUUUUAAGUCUAUCCCUGUACGGUUUACGGAGAGUGUGCAAUAAGCGACACUGUAACACCGUACCAUUGCUUGACUAUUGGCUUUAUUAUUUUAUACUAUUAUUAUAUUCAUAAAAGUCUUAUAAUUCCUUAUAUCCUUAAUAAUGAUUCCUUGAAAUAUAUUUUGUUAUUUUAUAUGUUGUAAUUACGUAGGGAAGAUUUUCCAUCUCUAUCGCUGCCCUUAAAUAUUAAAUAAUUUAUAUAUCUUGUUAGAAUCAAACCGUUGUAUGGGUUAUUUUUAAAUAAAAAAAUUUAGUAACAA